GGUUGUGGCCAUGAUGGCUCUAGUGGUGGGAGUGGUGGUGGUGAUAGUGGUGGCAAAAGGGGUGAUAGUGGUGGUGUUAGUGGUAUACCGAACAUAGAUAAGGCUGGGCUCUCUACACACGUACAAACAUUACUGUGGGGAUGUAGCAGUAGUGUAUCUUCAGAAGCGGCUUACCAUGGAUCACCUGCAGCGUCAGUCCAGCGAGUACCUCAUCAGUCAGAAUCAAGGAUUCCUCUCCAAGGUGAAAGAUGAAGAGGUUCCAAAAAUGCUCUUUCUCUCCGUCAACCCUACCAAGGUGGUGGAGGAGGUGGAAAAGGCAUUACCAAUAAGUUCGAGCUCCACCUCUCAAGACGAAGACGCUGUCGGCGUCGGACACACCCAUACCACCGGUGACUUCAAAUCCGAGGGAGGUUCCGACUCCGUCUCCAGACUACUUCAGAAAUUCGAGUCGGCUCUGAAGGAGAAAUCCAUCUCUCCGGUGCGUCGUGAGCUACAGCUGCGACUUCUUAAACUCUCCAGUAUGGAACUCUGCCGCACCAACAGCCUCAGCACACUAGAAAGCAAUUUUUCUGAUGAGAGCGACCAGCUAAGUAACGAGGAAGAAGACGUCCUGGAGUUCACAGAGAUCUUUGAGAUGUUCAACUACUCGGCGCCAGAGUCCAUCAAGACCAACUUCGGUAACAUUAUAGCCUCCAAGAAGAUCCCCGUCAGAGCAGAUUUCGGGACCAUCAACAAAAAGACGUUCUUUGUGUACGCCGAGAAUAAAAUUAUGAUGAAAAUUUGUGACUUACUCUCGGCAAAUGAUGUCUUCAAGAUGUACAAAGUUCUCCGAGAGUCGAAAGCAGUCGAACAAGACGAUAUACAAGAUCUCCUGUCGCAGCCUAUAGACCAUAAGACCCUGCAGAAAGUAAAGGGACUGAAGGACGUGGCUUUCUAUUACCUAAUUUUAAAUUUAAUGAGAAAACAAAUGCUGAACAGACUCUACACACACAAACUCAACUUUAUAUUCCAUCAACUGAAGCAAAUGAAUGAGCAAGAUAGCACUCCAUGCCCCCACAUCGACCGUGUCCUCUCCAACCUCAAUCGAUACACUGUGGCUUCACGUCCCCCGGGUCUUUGCCUUAUAUUUAUUAUGUUAGAAAAUCGUUCUGGAGCUGCAAAAGACCUCGCGAAGGUCAGGGACCUGUUCGAAAAAGUCUUCAUGUAUGAUGUUUUCGUGAAGAAGGACCCUACGGCUGAAGAUAUCAAAACAAUCGUCAGUAAACUGAAGGCCGCCAGGAACAAGUUUUACGACAGCUUGGUGGUAUGGUUCAUGGGUCAUGGUGACAAGACCAACUUGGCUGUAAAGGACGGACCAAUCCACCGUCGCAUCGGUCUCAUUGAACCCUUCAUUGAACUCGAGUGGUUUGUCCAGAAGCCCAAACUAUUCUUCAUACAAGCAUGUUCAGUCAAGGAAAACAGGAAAAAGUUUUCAGUGUCAUCCACCUCAGAACCGAAGGGGCUGACAUCGGAAACAGACUCAAUAGGAUGGCGGGCGUCAGCAGGGGCACAGUGGCAGGAUAAGUAUGCUGAGUAUGCCGACGUCUCCAAAGUCAAUUCCUUCGCUGAUACUCUCAUCUCCUACGCUACCAUGUGGUACCAAUAUGCCUCCAGGAACGAGGAAGGUUCUCUGUACGUGGACACACUGGUGGACCAACUGCGUGAACACGGUACUAAGGAGAGCAUAGAGAACGUCCUUCGUCGGGUACACUACAACGUGAACACAGUGGGACUCACAUGCGAAGAAAAGGGCCGGGAAGUCUACUGGAAGCAAGCGCCAUACUUUGAGUCCUCGCUUCAGAAAGAGUUCAUCUUCCCUAAAACAAAGCUGUAAUAGCCCGGAGGAUCCAACUGUCACAAGGUUACCUAGGAGUUGAUGCGUCCAGUGUUAUUAUCAUCAUCAUAAUCAUCAAUCAUCAGCAGCAGAAGAAAAAGCAACAAUGUUGACAGACAGAGAAAUAAUUCAAAACAAGAGUAAUAGUGAGAAAUAUAAUUCACGGAAAAUGGACAGGCCCAGAGUAUGAGACAGAGAAGAGAGAUUUCUACUGGCUCACCUUUAAAGAUAUCCUUAUCUGUGAGACACAAGUGGCACUGAUAAGCAGUAACUAAUAACAUGUAACAACUAAUGAUUAACCAUUGAUUGCACAAGUGAUAAUGAUCAACACCAAACAUAAGAAAUUAGAGUAGCUGUACCAAUGAUCAUAAAUAUUUGAAUCACGCAUAGUACUACAGGAUAUAUGAAACACAAUUUUAGUAAGUAACUUCAUUAUUAUUAUUAUUAUAUUCAUAAGGAACAGGGGGUAAUGAGAUGUGAUUCAGGAAAGGUAAAAACAGCUUCAGUUUCUUAAAUUUAAGUAUGCCUUCUUAAAGGAAAUAAUUCAGCCCAAACUCUUCAUAUAACCUAUAGUAUUGGCCAUGUGUGCUGAAUCUUGAGGAUUACUAUUAUAAUGAAAAAAGAAGCACUAAACCCACUAGGGUCAUACGGCACUGGUGAAUCUUAGGGAAACCCAAACCAUACUGCAAUAGUUUACAAGUUUCAUUUUUCCAAUUCCUUGGGAGUCUGGGACUCUCUUUCAUAAAUGACCAAAAUCCAUUUAAUUUAGCAUAUAUAUCUUAAAAUGAGGGGGAGGGGGUUACCCAUAUUCCUUAAACUGCACUGUUCAAAUGUGGUGAAAGUGAAAAAUGUCAUUAUUUUGUCAAUAUGAAUUAAUAUUAGUUUUCAUAUACCAUGAGUGUAUUAAAUAUUCCCAAAGAUACGAAAACAGUUUACUCGUCAAAAAAUCAUUGUAAGUGGUAACAGUAACCUCACAGUUAUUUUAGAGCUUUAAGGUAUGGAGGAAAUAUUUAAAAUAUUGUAUUUCAAAUUAUCUUAUAAUGUUGAAUGGUUAAACUUUAAAGGAGGGGUUUGGGAUAUAGGCAGUUUGGAGGGAUUUUUAAAUUGUCUUAUCUGAGUGCCUCUGCAAAGACAGUGAUUGUGUAUGAGUGAUGUGAAAGUGUUGAAUGAUGAUGAAAGUAUUUUUCUUUUUGGGGAUUUUCUUUCUUUUUGGGUCACCCUGCCUCGGUGGGAGACAACCGAAGUGUUAAAAAAAAAAUAUACGCAUGUGUAUAUAUAUAUAUACAUAUACACAUGUAUAUAUGUAUAUAAAAUGUAUAGCAUCUGCAAAAUAAGAAGUAAUCUGGAUUAAUCCAAGGUAGGAAAGAGUAGCUCCACCCAGUUCCUUGGAUCAAGAGCCCUUCACUGGCAUCAUGGUAAUACCCCUUCCCGGAGGGUAAUUUCUUACAUGUACGUAUUAAAAAAUAAAAUGCAAAAUACGUAGGUUAUUCACUUUGUACAUUAUCUAUUCACUAUCAUAUUGCAUGCUAACUGUAACUAUUUUAAUAAAGAAUGCUAAAAAAGAA
Cherax quadricarinatus is the source of this 3438-nucleotide messenger RNA. RefSeq lists its product as uncharacterized. Gene Ontology annotation, molecular function: cysteine-type endopeptidase activity. The record is from RefSeq and is a predicted model, not a curated record. Lineage: Eukaryota; Metazoa; Arthropoda; Malacostraca; Decapoda; Parastacidae. Gene Ontology annotation, biological process: proteolysis.